CCUUCUUCUUCUUCUUCUUCUCCAGGAUAGACAAUGGUCAAUAGACAGUGGCGUCGCGGCCAGACCAUCGGCCGCGGCUCGACCGCUACCGUCUCCCUUGCCGCCGCCUCCCCCUCAGGCCACCUCUUCGCCGUGAAGUCGGCCGAGCUCUCUCUCUCCGCCCACCUGCAAAGAGAGCAAGCCAUCCUCUCCUCCCUCCACCACCCGAACAUCGUGUCCUGCCUCGGCUUCGACGUCGCUGCCGAAGCCCCCUGCGCGCCGCUUUCCUACAACCUCUUCUUGGAGUACGCCCCCCUUGGUUCGCUCUCCGAUUGCAUGAUGAAGCACGGCGGCCGCUUAGAAGAGGCUGCGAUCCGUUCCUAUACGGGCGGCAUGCUCCGCGGCCUCGCUUACCUCCACGCGAAGUCCUUCGCGCAUUGCGACGUCAAGAGCCAAAACGUCCUGAUAUGGCCGGACGGGCGCGCCAAGAUAGCGGAUCUCGGGUGCGCGCGCUCGAUUGCGGGGGACGGCGACGCGGGGCAGCCGAUCGCGGGCACGCCGAUGUUCAUGGCGCCGGAGGUGGCGCGAGGAGAGGAGCAGGGCGCUCCGGCCGACGUGUGGGCGCUCGGGUGCACCGUCAUCGAAAUGGCCACCGGGAGACCGCCGUGGCCCGACGUCGUCGAUCCGGUCGCCGCCCUGCACCGUAUCGGCUUCACAUGUGACGUCCCGAAGCGCCCCACCUGGUUGUCGGACGAGGCCAAGGACUUCUUGGACAAGUGUUUGAGGAGGGACGCGAGAGAGCGGUGGCCGGCGGAGCAGUUACUGGAGCACCCGUUCGUGGCGAAGCCGAGUACAACUAGCUGCUUAUCUGAGAGUGCUCUCGACCAGGAAUGGAUUUCCCCAAAGAGCACACUGGAGCAGGUCUUAUGGGACUCUGUGGCAGACGAAGAAGAAGAAGACGAAGAGAUGGAGGCGGAGGAGAGGAUUCAGCAACUGGCCACGUCCGGCUUUCCGACCGCCAACUGGGCACAGGAUGACGAUUGGAUCACAGUAAGGAUCAGCGAGGAGGAAUCUACUGCUGUUCCAGUAGAUGGUGAUGAAGACAACGUUGGAUUUGGUGUUAAUGCUCAUCACAGUAAUGCUGUAGCGACGGCAGAGGAGAGAGAAUUAUGUACACCUGUUAGAUAUGUUGAUAAUGAAAUGUGUUCUUUGAUUAUUUGAAGCGUUUUCUCUUUUAUA
This is a messenger RNA of Musa acuminata subsp. malaccensis (wild Malaysian banana), 1218 nucleotides long. RefSeq names its product mitogen-activated protein kinase kinase kinase 18-like. Gene Ontology annotation, molecular function: protein kinase activity; ATP binding. NCBI's taxonomy places the organism in Eukaryota, Viridiplantae, Streptophyta, Magnoliopsida, Zingiberales, Musaceae. Gene Ontology annotation, biological process: signal transduction; protein phosphorylation. The record is from RefSeq and is a predicted model, not a curated record.